This is a messenger RNA of Thamnophis sirtalis, 1501 nucleotides long. NCBI's taxonomy places the organism in Eukaryota, Metazoa, Chordata, Lepidosauria, Squamata, Natricidae. The record is from RefSeq and is a predicted model, not a curated record.
CUCCACCGACACCAGUCCCUGCUGCUUGCGCCGCGAGGCCGACCCUCCCUGGAUCUCGCCGAGCGCUUGGUCCCUGUCGCCGCUGUUCCCCCUGGACUUGAUGCGCUGCCGCCAGCGGCUGACCAAAGAGGUCACCUUGACGGUCAGCCAAGGCGGGCAGCUGCGCCUUUCCAGCGAGUACCUCCAGCCGCCGGGCAGCCUACGGGUGCGGCUGGUGAGCGCGGAAGGCUUCUACUCGCCGCAGGGCAGCCUUCGCCACAUCCACUGCUGCGUGGUCCUGCAGCUGCGCCCCGGCCCGGGUCAAAGGCAGCGCAGCGCCAUCAUCAAGAGGACCCGCAACCCCAUCUUCAACGAGGACUUCUUCUUCGACGGGGUGUCCCCGGAGGAGCUCCCGCGGCGCAGCCUGAGGAUGAAAGUGCUGAACAAAUCGUGCAGCCUGCGGCGCGACGUCGUGUUGGGGGAGUGCGACGUCCCGCUGGAUUCUCUUCUGCCCUGAAUGGGGGGCGCUUGGCCGAGAAGGACUGGGGGUGGUAUAGAUGUCCUCGCGGAGGGCAGGAGGGCCAACCAUCUCUGUAAAUGGAGGUUAACCUUCAUCCCUCAUGACGGAGAGGCUAAGAAGUGACUUCUGCCCACAGGGUCUACACUUUGACGUAGGCGGUCCUUGACGUACGUCCACUCACUUAGCAACCGUUCAAUGUUAUGAUGGUGCUUUAAAAAAGAGACUUGGGGCCAAUCCUCGCACUUACGACCGGCACAGCCUCCCCAAGGUGACAUGAUUAGAAUUAGGACACUUGGCAAGAAGGACAGUUGCAGGGGUCACAUGAUCCCCUGCGAAGUCAAUAGAUUCAGGACAUGGGGCCCGAUUCGCUUAAGGGCAUGAUUCACUUAACGACCGCGGGUAAGGAAAGUCCUAAAACCAGGCACAACAAUCUCCUCCAUUACAUCCCCGGCUCAACGAGAGGCAUUAAGUUGAGGAGUACCUGUGCGCUCAAUGCAGGCAACGGCCACCAGAGGGAGCUCUGCCGCCCUGGGUGUCACUGCCACCUUGACGCCGACGGUGGUAUAGCAGGAAUCGGUUGAUGAUAGAAGCAAUGCAAUUCCAUCCGGUUUUUCAUUCGACCCAUAUCUGCUUUGGAAUUGUCCGCACCCCAUCAUUGGUGGGGCAGCCCCCCCACAUUUGAGGAGAAUCCCAGAAUUGUGGUGUUGCAGCCGAAUGAUGGAUGUUUCGCACACGACCCAGCCUUGCAAGGGGUUGAACUGGCAUUAAACCAGGGGUUGGACUAGAUGGCCUCAGCAUAUCCCAAGCCUCUUAAUUCUCUUAAUUGUUGCUCUUCUCCGAGAGAGCAGCUGGCUAGAAAGCUGAGCCAGCCGCUCCCUUUUCAGAAAUCCCUUUGUCUUCAUUUCACACAACGUUGUUUUAGGUGUGCGUUGUGUUUAAAGUCACAAAAUUGCCGUUACGGGCUGUAUUAAAAAUAUAAAAGUAUAAAGUGUGUUUUUUUUU